GGUCACGCGGCAGAAGAGCGGCAGGUUGCGCAGUGUGUGUGUCGUGCAGGCUGUUUGACCUGAGCACCUUGCUCCUUCACCUGAGAGAGUCUAAACCGGUGCGGAGGAUCCGGGGCUGUUUCAUCGAGUUCAAAGUGCUUUUUUUUUUCCUUUUGAAAUUGCUUUACUAAGUUUGCGCGUUGACGCAGGACAUAAGCGCGUUAUACUUUUCCUGGGGAGGUUAGAUUUUGAUAUAAGAGUCUAACAUUGUCCUGUCGAAAAUUCGUUGGUUGUGACUCGCGUUCCAGCGGACUGCAGGCACCAUGGUCUGGUUCCUUCGCUUCGGUUCCUUGAUAGGACUCAGCUCGGUCUUCCUCCUUAUGAUCCAAGGUUCAUUGGCCCAGCGUGUGAAGGUGCAGCCCGAGGUGGUGACGUAUCCAGGUCAGACGGUGAUCCUACGCUGCCAGUUCCCUGAUCCAGGCAAAACAGAGCUUACCCAGGUGUCGUGGAUUUUGGAGGGUGUCAGCAGCCGCACCAACAUCGCUGUUUUCCACCCAAAAUUUGGCAUCAACUACCCCCUGUCGCCAGUGGAUGGGCGUGUCAGCUUCAUGAUAGACCCGCCCCCAUUGGACAACCCAACCAUUCAGAUCACAGACAUCCAGAUGACUGACGAGGGGAAGUACAUCUGCGAGUACGCCACCUACCCCAGCGGAAAUGAGCAGGGCGUCACCUCGCUGGUCCUGCUGGCCAAGCCUGCCAACUCUGCCACCAUCAUCCCCGUGCCCGCCGGCUCCACCCCUGUUGCCGUGGCCCGCUGCGAGUCGGCCAACGGGCGCCCGCCGGCAGCCAUCUCCUGGGUGACGGCGGUGGGUGGCAACGCCUCGUCUCCGGGCACCAUGCAGAACUCUGACAACACGGUGACGGUGCGCGGCGAGUACUGGCUGGUGCCCACGCUCGCCGACAACGGCAAGGACAUCAGCUGUGUGGUGACCCACCGCACGCUAGCCACGCCCCAGACUUUCCCCAUGAACCUGGUGAUCGAAUAUCCCCCGCAGGUGAAGAUCGUGGGAUACGAUAACAACUGGUAUCUGGGCCGCACGAACGUGGUCCUGACCUGCCAGGCUGACGGAAACCCCAUCCCCACCACCGUGACCUGGCGAACGAUGUCCGGACUGAUGCCCGACCCGGUGCAGGUGAACGAGAAUAAACUGACUGUGCUGAAGGUGGACGAGACGGUCAAUGCCACCUUCAUCUGUGAGGUGAGGAACCGGCUCGGAACGGGGAGAGACCAGGUCACCACAGCCGUGCGAGAAGCCCCUGCCCCUCCCUCCAACGCGGGCGUGGUGGCGGGCGCGGUCAUCGGCAGCCUCCUGGCCAUCUUAUUGGUCGGCGUGCUCAUCUCCGUCUUGGUAAGCCGUAGCCGCCGGCAACAGCAGGGUUACCGAGGCAACAGCAAGGCCGACUCGGCGGCCCACCUCUACAGCUCCGGCGGCAAGAAUGGCGCAGGCAACAAUGGCAAUAACAACACGCCCAUCUAUAGGGGUGAGGCGGGGCUGUCCGAAAAGGCGGCCAACCACGGCGUGCACCCCGGGGGCGUGGCCCUGGUGGAGAGCACACCCACGGCCCAGGACAUCUUGCUGAGCAGCGAGCUGGACGAGGCGGAGCGCAGGAAGUUCGACGAGCUGGAGGAAGAGGACGAGCGGUACGACAACUUCAGACCAGGCGGGCCCAUCUUGCAGCUCCGCCCGCACGACGAGGACCUGGGUGCCGGCUACCUCGACGACAUGGAGUCGCAGAGGGACGGCUCGGUCAUCUCCCGGACUGCUGUCUAUGUGUGAGAGGAGAGGGACAGAGAGACGGAUGGAGAGAUGAGCGAGAAGGGAGAGGUGGACCAAGAGGAGAGUGGACCGGUUUCCAAAGGAUUCCUUUUCUUCCUCUUCUACAAUUAUUCAUUGUGUACUACACAUCAAAUUUGAACUGGGAAAAGAAGCAUAAAAGAGAAUCAGAAUUAAUGCCGACUGGAUGGAUGGAUGGAUGGAUGGAUGACUGCAGUGAAUAUGGACACAGGACUGAGAGGCUGGAGAACAGAGACUGAAGAUAAGGAACAAUCUGGCUUUUACAGUGCAACACAACAGUUGUCAUGGUGACUGAGAGUUUCUGAGAGUAACGGGAGACUUUAAAUGUGCACACUGCAUUAUAUGUAACACACACACACACACACACACACACACACACUUGCACCCUGACAUACACAGGCUGUGUUCGGGGGGCGGGGAGGGACAUGCUGGAUUGUGAAGCGGCAGCAGUCGAUUUGGGUGCGUCUGAGAGGGUGAAUAUUUCAUUACGUGUCAUCGCCCCGUGCUGCCUGGCUGUCCAGGGGCAGCAGAGGUUAAACAUGUGAGCAGCACCUGUCACCAGUGGCUUCUGACUAGUUCUGGCCGGAUACAGGGAUGGCAAUGUGCAGGACUGGGGGGAGGGGGGGGCUUUGUGGGUGCUGUGAUGACCUUGUACCCGUUGGCUGUAUACAGCACCUGUGAAGUGUUUACACUAAAAUCUUGUUAACUGAGGUGAAGCACAGUAACAGUGUGGGAUGUGUUAACCCCUAACCUACACAGAUCAGUCUUCCCCUCAGAUCUCGUAGGCUCACACCUGUGACUUUUCAUCAGUCCAUAAAUGUCCAUGCUCUCGCACUCCUUCCUCUAAAUGCUGCUCAUCUGUAGUGAUUCACUCUGCGUGGCUGCAUUGCUGCGUCUGUAGGUUGCACCAACACUGACUCACCAGCUGCCUGAUUCUGGCCACUGGUUAUUUUUAGAUGACUGAGUGACUCCUAAACUGAGUUUUCCCCACAUCCUUUGUGUGCAGAAGAGACGCACACUUCACACAUCCCCUUCAGCUGGUGCGUUCGCACCAGUUUUACCACCCGGGUCUGCACAAGUUUGCACAAACGCAAUUUACAACUAGUGGACAGCAAGGCCAAAAAUGUGUUUUGCGUGUUUGCAAGUGCGAGCACUCUAAUGAUCGGUUAGAUCAUUAGCUGUCCCUCUCGUUACGGCCCUCAGAAAUUUGGACAAACGUGUAAUUCCACAAUAUAAUAGACAACGGGGACGGUGUCCGUGUCCGUGUGCGCCUGCAUGCGAUUUGUGCCAAAAGGGGCCGUUCGCGCGAGUGUGUGCAGAUUCACUCCGUCACCCGGUCGGGGCAGGUGCAGCUGACCUGCCCCCUUCGCUGCAGACGUCACCCGCCCCUCAGUGACCUUUCUCGACCCACCAAGGUCAUACUGACGAAGGCUGCUGUGGCAUGCAGCUGAACUGGGCACAUGGAGCUGUUUGAGCUCCAUGUCUCCAAAUGCACAUGCCCAAAUUAGUUGCCAUGGCCACACAAAUUUUGAAUAUCCCUUACAGAUAGAUUGUUUUGUUCUUUUCUUUUUACAUUUGUCACUUAGUUGAGACUCCAGUCUGAUGAUGGAAGAGAGAGAGAGAGAUUGUGUGUGUCUGUGUAUAUACAAUAUAUAUAUAUAUAUAUAUUGGUGUGAGGUGUCUGAAAUUUAUUUUUCUUACAUGAAAAUCCUGUGAUAAAUGUCUAUACUUCUAUAUAUUGUACAUAAGAGAGUUCAGUGUGCUGAAUGAGGUGUGUGUGUGUCAUCACGUGUUGUCAUGGCAUGAAAGAUGAGCAUUGGUUUAGCAGAACGUCAGCCGUGGGGACUUUAAACCCAGCAUGCACGGCACAAGUCGAACCAUUUCAGUGAGCUACAACUGUUCGGUCGCUUAACUGUGCUGUGUGUGUGUGUGUGUGUGUGUGUGUGUGUGUGUGUGAGAGAGAGACAGAGAGAGUCAGAGUCAGUGUGUUAAAUGGUGUCUGACUUGAGGGCAAGGAGCAGUUCGUCCAUGCUCUCAGGGUCUCAGACAGAGAGACACAAGCAUGCACACACACAGAGCAUGAUUUAAACUGGGUAUCUCUCACCCAGCAUGAUUUAAACUGGCUAUCUCUCUCUCUCUCACACACACACACACACACACACACACACACACACACACACACACACACACACACACACACACAGAGUCAUCGUUUGUCAGACUGGCUGCCCUUGAAUUUCGAAGAACAUCUCUGCUCUCUUGAAUGAGUGUAGGCCAAAGGCAUGCUGGGUAAAGUAGUUUUUUUAGGUUACACCAUUUCUGGCACUGUAGCUGUGUACAGCGCAGAGAGACGGCGCCUUGGGCUUUAGUGCAACCCACUUUACGUCCUGACCGGAAGCUCCGCCAAACUGGUGCUCUGCCUUUGGCGUGAGGCUAAACUCCUUUUUAUCGCUGCAAGCGAGAGGAUGGGGGGGGGGGGGGGUUAAGCAUCCCCACUUGUUAGUCAAGAACGCGCCGACCUUCCGGCACGAGCAGCAAGUUGCGGCCAAGGACGGAACACUUGAAGAAUAUUAAGGAAGUGCCGUUCCCCUCCGCUUCUGGGACCUGGAGGGGUCUGAGACUCUCAUCUCUUCACACACGCGUGUGUUUGUGAACAUUCCUGAUGUUGUAGCUGUCUUAUGUUUUAAAGCUGUGGAAUUUAAAUCAAAAGCCUUAAUGUGUCUCAACCAAACCAGUCUCUCUGUACAUAAUAUAAAUAUAUACAUAGAAAUGUGAUAGAAGACUGAACAGUUGAUGCCUCAUUGGUGUAUGUCUGUGUGUCUCAAUCAUGGAAAGCAUGAAGGACUUUUUUUCCAUAAUUUUAACUGAAAUGUAACUAUUUUAAAUUUGAUUUUAAACCGUCUCAUUGUUGAAUUAAUUUAUCAGUUUCGAAUGCUCUGUCGAUGUGCUGUGACACCCACGAUCCCAACAUCACUAACCUGUCAGGUUUUUUUUUUUUUUUUUUUUUUUUUUUUUGAGUUAAUCUGGUGUCUGAAAGCAUUUUAGUCUUUGUAAUUUUUUCAGUUUGUAAUUAAAGUCUUUAAAAACGUG
Molecule: messenger RNA, 4925 nt
Organism: Electrophorus electricus (electric eel)
Lineage: Eukaryota; Metazoa; Chordata; Actinopteri; Gymnotiformes; Gymnotidae
Product: nectin-2
Source: RefSeq, a predicted model, not a curated record